GUCAUGUUUUCCACGAUGCCCGGGAACCUCACCUUUGAAGAUUUCCUCGACAUGAUGUCGGUGUUCAGUGAAGCAGCACCAAGGGAUAUUAAAGCAUGGUACGCCUUCAGAAUUUAUGAUCUUGAUGACGACAUGUACAUAGGUCGAGAGGACCUUUUGGAGGCCACUCGAUUGUUGACGAAGGGAGAGCUUCACGCUCAAGAGAGGGAGGAAAUUGUGGCUAGUGUUUUGGACGAGGCUGACGUGGACGGAGACGGAAGACUAUCCUUCAUGGACUUCGAACACGUGGUUGUGCGUGCACCGGACUUCCUAUCCACGUUUCACAUUAGAGUAUGAAUAAACGAUGGCGUCUUUUAAUAAAUUUAUAGA
This is a messenger RNA of Bombyx mandarina (wild silkworm), 369 nucleotides long. RefSeq names its product Calcium and integrin binding family member 2 (gene Cib2). The record is from RefSeq and is a predicted model, not a curated record. NCBI's taxonomy places the organism in Eukaryota, Metazoa, Arthropoda, Insecta, Lepidoptera, Bombycidae. Gene Ontology annotation, biological process: calcium ion homeostasis. Gene Ontology annotation, molecular function: magnesium ion binding; calcium ion binding.